AUGCGGGAUAUCAUGGCCCGUCCCGAAACUGAACUCAGUCACGCCGACGCGGUCCUGGAACUUGUUCAGCUGAAGUACGCACUUGGCCAUGAAAAAUACAAAGCCGAUCCCUGGCCUUGUAUGCUUGUCAAGUCGGAUAUCAAUUCCAAGCUGGAGGCAGUUUGCGAUGGUAUGAACGAGGAACUGAAGUAUGUAUUUGAUAAAUACAUUGGAUGUGACACCGAGUCAUGGAAAGAAGUCGAUUUGUUGGAGACAAUUCGAACGGUCAUUAUGGCCGCAGCGAGUCGAUUUACCGUCGGAUUUCCGCUCUGCCGCAACGAAGCGUACCUUCGAGCCUGCUGGAAAGUCAAUGAUGGGAUAGUGAUGAACGGCGGUCUGACCGGCGCGACUCCGCGUCUUCUGCGCCCAAUUGUUGGCCCGUUAAUCACGAUGAAACUCCGUCGGAGCAUCGAACAGGUCAAGAAACAAGUAGAGCCUAUCUACCACCAGCGGGUGCAGGCACUGAGCCAGCAAAACAGUGCGGAAAAGCCCGCCAGCGAAGAACCGCAGGAUCUCUUCCAGCAAAUGCUCUGUUACGCCCAGAGAGAACGACCAGGCGAACUGCACGACCUCCCCAGCAUGUCCAGACGGCUGUGUUUUGCCAACUUCGCAGCCGUGCAUCAGACAACCCUGCUUGUAACAAAUAUGAUCCUUAACAUCGUCAGCUCAGACUCGCAAUACAAUACCAUCUCCGUCCUCCGAGACGAAGUGAACGAUGUCAUCGGCCCCGACAGCGACACCAAAUGGACCAAAUACAAAGUCGCGCAGAUGAUCAAAUCCGACAGUGUGGCGCGUGAAACCAUGCGGUUAUAUUCAAACACCAACCGGGGGGUCUUCCGCAAGGUCCUAGUCGAGGGCGUCAAAACAGAAGAUGGAAUCGAGCUGCCCAAAGGCGCAUACGUCUCCUUCCUGGGUCGUCCGCUCCAAUGUGAUCCCGAAGCUUUCGAAGAUCCUUUCGAGUACGAUCCCUUCCGGUUCUCUCGGAUCCGCGAGCAGGCGCCCAGAGACACGAAAGGCAGGUCUAGCGCGAGUCAUCUGAGCUUUGUGUCGACUUCGCCGGAGCAUCUGCCCUUUGGGCAUGGAGGCCAUUCGUGUCCGGGUAGGUUCCUGGUAGACUUCGAGGUCAAGAUGAUUGUUGCCUAUCUUCUGAUGAAUUAUGACAUCGAGUUUCCGGCCGAGUAUAAGGGACAGAGACCUGCGAAUCGGUGGAUGGCUGAGGCGCUGGUGCCGCCUUCUGGGGCGCGAAUUAGGAUAAAGAGACGAAGCUAG
Molecule: messenger RNA, 1308 nt
Organism: Aspergillus fischeri NRRL 181
Lineage: Eukaryota; Fungi; Ascomycota; Eurotiomycetes; Eurotiales; Aspergillaceae
Product: cytochrome P450
Exons: 2
Coding region: 1-1308 (435 amino acids)
Molecular function (GO): heme binding; oxidoreductase activity, acting on paired donors, with incorporation or reduction of molecular oxygen; monooxygenase activity
Source: RefSeq, a predicted model, not a curated record